Molecule: messenger RNA, 3973 nt
Organism: Oldenlandia corymbosa var. corymbosa
Lineage: Eukaryota; Viridiplantae; Streptophyta; Magnoliopsida; Gentianales; Rubiaceae
Source: the annotation of a GenBank genome assembly
AUUUAAGUCGAAGAAAAAAAUAUUGAGAAACAAAGGUUGCAGAUCACCAAAGCAAAGAAUACUCAUCAUCAUCAUCAUCAUCAUAGAUCAAUCAAUGAUAGUAUUAAAAUGCUUCACUCCUUCCCUUUUGUGCAUUUUGAAUCAUCAAACACGAUUUCUUCUUCUUCAUAUUAAAAAAAAAUAAAAAAUCAAUUAUUAUUAUUAUUAAUUACUACUACUCGUUACUAGUACGUUCCACCUGGUUAUAUUUAUUAUGUAACACCAUGGCAAGCAACUGGCAAGACCAAGAAAGAAGGUAAGAUGUUGGAUUUGGAUGGGACCGACAUCACUACCCACCAGAAGAACCAACAUACUACUAGUACUGGUAUUUAUUUAUUUAUUUUUAUACUGCUGCUAUGCUGCUACUCCUAAUAAUAGUCUAAUACCAUGAUGAUUCAAGAAGGUGAAGGUUGCAGAUGCACCCACACACACACACACACUGACACACAUAAGAAAAGAAUCUCAGAUUCGAUUUACAGAGACUGAGACUUCCCUCUUUCUUCCCUGUUUAUUUCUUUCCUUCUGUCUCUGCAACAUUUCAUCAAACACCCCUUUGAUUCUUGGACCACACUGAAACUCCCACAAUUCCACUCCACCCUCUUCCUCUUCCAUAACCCACAUACACAACAUAUUAGUUUCCCUUCUCCUCCUUCCCAUGCAAACAUCAUGCUCCCUUUUUAUUAUGUGUGGUCAUCAUCAUAAUCGUAUCUGCCUCAUCCUCACCUGACCAAACACUGCUGUUCCCACCUUCUUCUUUAUUAGUCUCUAUUUCAAACCGGUUGCUCCGCUCCCAAUCUUUUUCUUUUUGUGUGUGUGUGUGUGUGUGUGUGAGAGGGGUAAAGAAAAAAAGAUGGGAUUUUUUCUCGGUUUCUUCGUUGGUGCAGCAGUUGGCCUUGGUUUGAUUGUGGGUUUUGCUCGAUGUCAAACUAUCAGAUCCAAGAAUCGUCGUGAUUUGGCAGAAACUAUUGCAGCUUUUGCACGGAUGACAGUCCAGGAUUCCAGAAAGCUUCUCGCACCCGAGGUUUAUCCUUCUUGGGUUGCCUUUACUCAUCGACAAAAGUUGAGUUAAUUUGCUCCCAGCCUCUUGGUUUCGUUUCAAUAACUUUGAUGCAUGUCGCGCCUCUCUGCAUAUGUAGGUAGUCAUAGCUACCAGAAAUCAAUAAUCACAGUGGCCCUUUUAAUAUUUUAAGAAAUCUACAAUGCAACAGGCAUUUUAUUGGUCUUUCUCAUUAUACUUCGUUUCUUGUUAUCUGCUGCAGUUGACUUGGCUUAAUCAUCAUCUUGACAAAAUUUGGCCUUAUGUUGAUGAGGCAGCUUCUGAAUUGAUAAGAGAAAAUGUAGAGCCAAUUCUUGAGCAAUAUAGACCAGCUGUUUUGGCGUCUCUCAAGUUCUCGAAGCUGACACUUGGCACUGUAGCUCCUCAAUUUACUGGAGUUUCCAUGGUCGAUGGCGAUGUUGGAGAAAUUAUCAUGGAAUUGGAGUUGCAAUGGGAUGGAAAUCCUAGUAUCAUAAUCGACAUCGAAACAAGAGUAGGAGUUAAACUACCAAUUCAGGUCAAGAACAUUGGAUUUACUGGAGUUUUCAGAAUAAUUUUCAAACCCCUGGUCGAUGAAUUACCUUGUUUUGGUGCUGUGUUAUAUUCCUUGAGGCAAAAGAAAAACUUGGACUUUACCCUCAAAGUUAUAGGGGGCGAAAUAACAUCAAUCCCAGGAAUAUCUGAUGCCAUCGAGGGAAUGAUCCGAGAUGCUAUUGAAGAUUCCAUCACUUGGCCAGUCCGAAAAAUUGUACCAAUAUUACCCGGAGACUACAGUGACCUGGAGCUGAAACCUGUUGGGACGUUGGAGGUGAAGCUCAUAGAAGCAAAAGAAUUAACAAAUAAGGACUUCAUUGGCAAAUCGGAUCCAUUUGCCGAGUUAUAUAUACGCCCACUGCGUGACAGGACAAAAACUAGCAAGACGAUAAACAACCAAGUAAAUCCAAUUUGGAAUGAACAUUUCGAUUUUGUGGUCGAAGAUGUAUCCACUCAACACCUGACAGUCAAAGUUUAUGAUGACGAAGGAAUUCAAGCUUCUGAAUUCAUUGGUUGUGCUCAAAUUGCUUUGAAGGACCUUGAGCCCGGAAAAGUCAAGGAUGUAUGGCUGAAACUGGUGAAAGAUCUUGAGAUUCAAAGGGACACUAAGAACAGGGGUCAGGUCCACUUGGAGCUUUUAUAUUGUCCAUUCGGGAUGGAGAGUGCGUUUCUGAAUCCUUUUAACCCGGAUUUUCGAUUGACUACUUUGGAGAAAGCCCUUAAACAAGGAAGUGUUGUGGACCACGAAAAUGUAGCAAAAUCAGUUGGACAGAGGAAAAAAGAUGUCAUCGUGAGAGGAGUUCUUUCAGUGACAGUUAUAUCAGCGGAAGAUUUACCAGCUGUGGAUCUUAUGGGAAAAUCUGAUCCAUACGUGGUUCUUACCAUGAAGAAAUCUGAACAGAAAAACAAAACCAGGGUAUUAAAUGACACGCUGAAUCCGGUGUGGAAUCAAACGUUUGACUUCGUGGUGGAGGAUGCAUUACAUGAUCUGUUGAUGUUGGAAGUUUAUGACCACGACACAUUUGGGAAGGUAAUGCUCCCUGGACUCCUCUGGUUUCUCAUUUGCUUGGUUAUCAGAUCUCUAGUUUAAAUUUUUUAUGAUAGCAAGACAAAUGAGUACUUGCCUUGAAAGAAAUUUCAAUUUAUUUGGAAUUGAAUGUCAUUAUGCUUUCAACACAAAUAGAAGGAUUGGGAGGAUGGUUUCCAUUCAUGGAUAUCUGCAGUACCUAGCGUUGUAGGAGAGAUGUCACUGUUCUUAAGCUGUACUACUGAGCCGUACUUUUGUUUCCAGGAUAAAAUGGGAAGGUGCAUUAUGACACUUACAAGAGCUAUACUGGAAGGUGAAUUUACGGACACAUUUCCCCUAGACGAUUCGCCAACAGGGAAGCUGACUCUGCAUAUCAAAUGGACACCGCAGCCAAUUACGAGGGAUUGAGCACUGAUUUUACACUUGGAUUACAGAUGCACCUGUCAAUACUGUUUUGAUUGUAUAGCAAUUUUUUUCUUGUUGAGUUGGGGAACUGGUUUUGAUUUGGAACAUAUCACACAAAAGAAGAAUCUCUUGCUUUUCCACGAUCAAAAUUGCACUUAAAAACCAGGGAAUGAAAUUGCUGGCCACGUUUGUAGACUUUUUGAUUGUCUGUAAAAUGCAUAAAUAGCUGCUGGACAUGCAUAAAUAGCAGAUUGUGCUUGAACAUGAAGGUAUCCAAAUAAUGAUCAUUGUGGGCUAAAUAAAUGUAAGAAAACCGUAAAGUCAGUGAAACACCAUCUGACAGACAGAACGGAAAGGAAACAUCCAGCAAAGCGCCAAUCGACCAACCAGACAAAAAUUCGCAAGCCAGCAAUUUACUGGUAUUUCUUUAGAACUAUUUAUUGCUGUACAAAACAAGAGACGUAUGUCCCUCCUUCCAUGAAGUACAAAACAAGCUUCUUCUUGAAGGAGGGAAACGUAGAAUAUAAUGGCGAGAGAAGGUUCCUAGAUUGAAAGCAACAUUCUUUUGAGGCUAUAACUUUGUAUUCUAAUUUGUGUUCCGAUCAUUACAUACAGGAAAAAAUUGCAAGACUAACAAACAAAGGUAUACUCCACUUAAUACACCAAAAUUGCACAUAGUAUGAUGAUCUAGACCAGAGGAGAAUUCCUUUGAACUAAAUGUUAUAGUCCAAGAUUCCUAGUAAACCAAUCUGAGAGAUUAGCUAUGAUAAAACCUGCGAAUACCUGCAAACCGAUGCCGAAGAAACAUUAUGAGUAUGACAUCUUUCAUUUUGUAAACCCAUAUAACAGUAGCAAGUGCAUUCUUCAUUCUUUUCCAUCCAAAAGAUACAAAGAACUAGGUGGGGAUGUGAGAAUUUAAAUAGUUGUUUGAC